AUGAGAGUACUUAUUGCUUUUCUGCUGGUUGGUGGAGCCCUGGCAGGUAAGAGAAAUGUUUCUCUAAGUUAGGUCUUGUGUUUGGUGGAAAUAUUUUGUUGUGCUCCGUAAUUCGUAUUCGGUUAUUUUUUAGCGAAUCGUUGCUACUUUCUUUCCUUUUUCGUUUAUUUUCGGCCCUGUAAGUUCUUGUGCAAAUAUAGCCUCCCAAUCUUUAUUCCAGUAUUGUUUUCUUUUAGUCCAUUUUUGCGUUUAGCCUAAGAACUUGGAUCUAUUGCGUAGGAAAAUUUCUUAAGAACACCGGAUAUAUUGGAAAAUAAUUUCUACGCCAUCCGUACUGUUCGAUUUUCGAUGACGUAGGUGACAUCUUUUCAUUAGUUUUCUUGACUUGUUCUUCGGUGCGGCUUAAAACCAUGGGCUCAUUUCUAUUCAGUUCAACGAAACCAAAGUUUGACCAGCUCAAAUUCACGGGAAAACCCUCAGUGGAAAUUCCUAGCAAAUACCUAAGUCACAGGCAGCCCAAACAUUUCUUAAGGGAUUCCUGCAUCAUGAAAAUUAACUAAUAGAUGUCUUAACAGAAGCACAAACCCAACGUUUCCUUACUUUGAAGUCUGUGUGUUUGUAUAUUUGUAACAAAAUCACUCAUUUGGUAAACUAAGUCAAUAUUUUCUGCAGUGUGGCUCGGGACUUGAACCUCUCAACUUCAGAUUUUAAUCACUUGCGCAUCAUUUAAAAAAUUCAUAAUCACGCAAAAUGUAACUUGUACAAUCUUUUCAAUCCAUGGCUACUCUGUGUCCUGCAGCCGAAAGCUGCACCGAUUCGUAAAAUUUGUUUCCUUUGAAGACAAAAAUGUAUUCUACCAGGAUGGCUUGAAAGCCGAUUUAGAGGCAAAAGGCAGCCUCGACAAAACGAUACGUAGCUUCUAGACGUUAUAUUUUGCGUGACAACGAUAUCUCCAAGGAACACUAGAGGGCGUGAAAUUUGAAGCAUAACGGUUCAAAUUGCGAGCAAUACUACGGGAAAUAUCGACUUAAAUAGCUAAAGGGCGUUUUUUUACCGCAGACGAGCACGUAGACGAGAAACUAUGGAAAACUAACUUUGAUUUCCUCAAUUAACACACAUAUUUAGCAUAAUAGAUAUUUCUGCAGCGCUUGGGCUGCCUGUGUCAGAAGGGCUUAUCCUUACUAGCUUGCCAUCUGUUUCAUUGCAGUUCCAGUGCCAAUCAACAAAGAAGAAGAAAUCUGCGAUCAAGGUACUCUGCAAAAGUUAAAGUAUUAGAUUUCUUUGCUUAGGGUUAGGGUUGGGGGCGACUCUUGUUCUCUUUUCAUAGAAUUGAUUUAAUCAACAGAAUAAAAAAAGAAAAAGAAGAAAGAGAGAGAGAUAUAUAUAAAAUAAGAAAGGUGAAAGAUCGUUUCCUAUCCAACAGUAAAUGAAUAUUUAUUUAGAAGAAAAAAAUUCUUCGUUGUAAACUGUAUUCGGGUGUCUUAGUGUUACGUGCUGAUGGUAUAACGGUUAUCAAACUAACAGGAAAAGGAUCACCAACAUAGGGUGCCUAUCUCAUAAAACUAAAUAAUUGCGGUUUGUCUCACAAUCAGGAAUUUUUGCUCUUCUGUCGUCGAAAAUCCUCCUAAUUGCUAUUGUUCUGAGCAGAACGGAAUUGGAUUACAACGAUAACAUCUGAAAGAAUCCUUACACAACGAAAAUGCACACAUCUUUGCUGCGUAAAUAAAAAUCGCGGGGAAAACUCCAGAACACUAUGAGGCAAAGUUUGCAUCCGGUUUUUCAAUCCAUUUUAAAAGUGUUGAGUGCUCGAUCCGCUCCGGUUUAUUUGCGUUAAUUGACCCCGAAAAAAACCUUCGGACGAUUUGACCUACUCUGUUGACAUGUAUGUGGAAGAUGAUCCGAUCACAUGUACACCUCGUUUUCUCCACGGAUGUAAGCAUGAUAGCUCGUCUAAAUUUCCAGAUUCUUCCACUAAUAUUACGCAGUCAUAAUAACCCUUUUUCUCGAUGAUGUUUUGGUUAUUACGUAAUAUUUCCGGUGUAAUUAAGCCUCCUUGGUUUUUUGUCGACGUCAGAACAUCAGGGGGAAAGCUCGCUUCUGUUCGUUGUGCAUGUGGAAAAGUAAAAGUUUCACGUGAAAGGUUUGUGUUACGUGACCAAAAUCAGUGCGUGUUUCGGCUUGCUUUGUCAUGCCAGUUAUGACAAUAGGAAAAAUUAAUUCGAAAAAAAAGCAUAUUUAAGUUGACAUUCUAGCCUUCGCAGAUAAGUCUUACUAUUUUUAACUAGCUAGAAAGUAUUGUUCUUAUUAAAAUUUUCUCAUUUGUAUUUUUUAUUUACCUUUCUUGGUUCUGUCAACUUUAAUAUACAAUUUGCAAUUAUUGGUUACCAGUUACCUUUGGUUAAACAAAUCGCUCCACUUUUUAAAAAUAAAAUUUAGGUGAUAAAGAUCUGCCAUCUAAAACCUGCCUUCGGAUGCGCCAAUCGGUCAUUGUUAAUUUUCCCUCCGUCCAUGGCAGGACAAUCUGGCGAAACAGGUUGCGGGUCACGUUUAGUAAUUUCGUUUGACAUUGUUGAAAGGUCAAAGAUUUGAUGAUUGUUUUGAUACAUGAUUCAUGUCAGUACAUUUGACAUAUAUCAGGAGAAUUUAUCCUCUUGCCAAGUCUCGUGACAAAGCGUUAGGAACAUUUGUUUCUCGCCAUAACUCAGGGAAUGCACGAUACAAAUAAACAACACAAAAAAGAACGAUCAAAGAGCCUAGACAAGCAUUUCAAAACUGGACAAUUGUUCGUUUAAAGUUUUAUCGCGUAGGCUCAUGACGUAUUAAGGUUUAUUUAGUUUUUAAAUCGGGGUGAAUUGAACCAAUAGUUUAUUCUUCGUGUUUUUAUGCAUUUUCCGCUUUUCACGGGCAAAAGAGGCGUUUUGUAUCUCGUCACUUCUGUUCAAAAAGAAAUCAUAGCCUUUCGUGCCAAACUCCUGAAAGCCUUUCGUGCCAAACUUCGGCUUUACAAUUAAUAAAAAGCAAAUAUCCGCCCCUUACACGCCCCCCGACACGCACCAGUUCACGCCCCCAACACGCCCCCUUCCCACCAAACACACCAACAAACAAGAAUUCGUGCCGAUUGCCGAUUGGUAACUUUCAGUUUUCUGUUAUAUUGAAACGAGGAGAUUUCCUCGAUAGUUUACAUUUGGAGUUCUGUAGAGCCACAAAAAAAACGAAAGCCUUUUUUUGUUUUCGAAGACAAAGUUAGGAUUCAAAGGUUGCGAGAUAAAGAAUUUGGGCAAAAAACGCAUGAAUCAAAGGUAUAGGAUUAACAGAGGAACUUUUGGGCUAAUUAAUUUAGAAAUCCAGGUGGUCUUUUUUUUGUGAAUCUCGGCCAAAUCAACUUGUUUUUACGGAAAUGCGUUGAAAAACGUGCGCAAUCAACAUGACGCACAGGAACAAGGAAUAAGAGAGACAGAUAAGUGUUCACGUGGAGGGGUCGUGAUCAUGCGUAAUGCAUUAGCACGUGAUCUGUAAAACUAAUCCGUAUUGACGUGACGUUUUCUUUUUCUCCCAGCAUUUACACGAUUUGUGCCCAACCAAAGGUACACUUAUCGUUAUGUCGCUACCACCGUGACUGGUGUGACAGGAACAACCAAUCAAACGACUGGACUUCGCAUUGAGGCUACGUGUGAGAUCAAUGCACUAGCAGACUGCCGCCGUUCUCUCUGGGUUUGUUAUUUUGUUAUCUUUUCUUGCCUUUUAAAAAUGUUUUCUUUUUCGUGGUCACUUGUUCUCAGUGAAGUCAUAAUAUUGAGCGUUUUUGAAACUUAUCAAAUUAACCCUUAAACUUCCAAAUUCUGAUUGAUAAUUCUCCCCUCCAGCUACUACAUAUUUUAUUAGAAAUUAGUUGCGAGAAUUUUGUGUUAGAUCAAGGCAACAACUUUUACUUGAUAUGUUUGAUUAUUCUCAUUACCUUUUUGCUGGAUUAUGUAUGGAUAUUGUAGGGAGAAGUUAGAUAUUAAUCACUUCAGGGAGUAAAAGGGUUAACGCGCUUUUUGAUUUAAUGUGGACAUAAACUGGAUAGGAGCGACCAAGUUGAGGUUUUACAUAUGAUUGGUCGAGCACGUCUUAACUGGUUUUAAGUAUGAGUAUAUGGGGGAUGAACGAUGGAAAAUUUUUUUGGAAGCUGUAAUCUUGUUACAAAGUUGGCUCUUCUCUAGAUUAGUGAAUCUUACUGUUGGAUUCAUUUUGCGUUGUUGAAGUCUUAACACUUAGUUUUAUCCUUGGUAAUAAUAAUAAAAAAAAAAAUGAUAAUAAUUAUGGGAAUUAACCCUUUGACUCCUAGAAGUGAUUAAAAAAUAACUUCUCGCUAAAAUAUUCGUACAUUAUCCUAUAAACAGGUUGUAGUUCUUGCAGUGUUCAGUUAGAGGACGAACUGAAAAGAGAACAGGAACUUUUGUUGAGAUAUUGUUGUGACUUGGCUUUUCAUUUCAUAUAUUCUUUUGAACAGCUUCAAAGAACAUAAUCGAGAUUUUAAUCGAGGAAGUCCCCGCACAUUCAUAAAACUUUAACAUAAUCUGCAGGUGAAAGAUGUAAGAAUCUUCGAAGCCUCACCUAACGGAGAAAAAGACUUCAAAUCAUCCCCCAACCAGGAAAGUUUCAAGAGGGCACUCGAGGCAAACCACCUGGUUUUCUCAGAACGCAGAGGCCGUUUUGUCAUGGUGCUGCCGGUUAAGACAGAACCUGUGUACAUCACCAAUAUCAAGCGUGGUAUUUUGAGUGCACUGCAAUUGCAGUUUAGCGAAAAACCACAAGAAAUGAUUCACGAGGUACGCUUCUUUAGUAAAAUUAUACAUUGUGGUGAACAACAACACAGGGUCCUAAAGUUAAAACCAAAUGUUACUCUGGGGAAUAUUAACAUAUGAAUUAUACUUUUGACUCGAAGUACUGAACCCUUCUUCAUAGGCUCAGAGAUUGUAUUUCUCCUUGGAGAGACUGAAAGAUUUUAAGCUAGUGUUGUUUCUACUUUCAUUCAAUAACCUGCGAGAAAAAAAAAACAAAACCUGGGGAAUCAACGAGAAGACAAUUAACUUCUGCAAGCCAUGAAAGACAAUCUUUUGUUUAAGGAUCAAAGUUGAGUCUCUCAACUUUGUUUUAAAAUCUGCCACCAAAAAUCGCGAAAACCAAAACGCAAGAAAAAGUUAAGAUCUCCUGCAAACAGGUGAUAAUUUCGAAAAAACAUGCUAACUGAUAUAAUAACAAACCAACUCUUAAAAAUUGUUUUAGAUGGACUUGGUGGUUUUAAUUAAUUCUCAGCCAUAAUGACGGUGUCACUUGGAUGCCAUAAUUUGGAAAGGAUGAUUAAUUUAGAAUCAGCUAGGGGGUAAAAAUGCCAUUCCAACCAUUGGGUUACAAAAAAGGCAAACAAACAAACGAAAAACAACAGCAAAUUAAAAACAAAAUUACAACUAAACACUGCACAGUUGUUUCAAUGGAAACUAUCCUGUUGAUCAAGGUAUCUACCUAUAGAGACAAAGAAAAACAAAACAAAACAAUAGCUAAACGGCUAACAAACCAACAGACAAACAAAAUAACAAAUUUUUGAUCUAUUUUCAUAUCUUCUUACAUUUCAGGUUGAUGUUACAGGAAACUGUACAUCCGAAUACAAGAUUGUGAACAAACAAAUAGUGGAAAGCGAAAUCACCAAGAAAAGGGAUCUUUCCAACUGUACCAGUCGAUCACACAAUAUCACCAAGCUGAACCCAGUUACAUAUGAUGUGAACUCGGUGAGUAACAAUCAAGAAUGAACCGUGUUUAAUUCGGUAAUGUCGAUAGUAAAAAAAAACGUCGCCAAAAUAAGUAUAAAGAUGUGAAACUCUAAAUUGACGAGUUCAUUACAAAAAAAAUUAUAAACACUGCACAACCAUUGCCUUAAGUUCAACGCACACAAAUCUAAGCAAGAUUAAAGGAAAAAGACUAAGAGAGAUGAUAGAUUUUAAAGUAACAAAAAAAUUUUUUUUUUCAAAAAUUUUAAUGAUAGAAAUACCUUUCGUUUAAGCUGCGGAUUGAAAAUCGAGUCAAACAAUGAUCCUAGCGAGUAGCAGCAAUUUAACCCUUUACAUUCAAACAUCAGUAUGCAUAUUAUCCAUACUGUUCUCUGUAAAUUUCUCGUAGAGCUGACAAAUAGAAUUUGUUUAAAAAUCGAGAGCUUUACAAGUUGGUAAUCAUUUCCUUGAUUCUCGUGGCCUCAAUAUUUGAUUCAGGGCUGAUUUUGUAAAGAGAAACUAGAAGCUGGUCAUUCUUAGAGGUUAAAGGGUUAAAUAAUUGCAGAAAAGAAGCCUGGAAAAUUCAGGCUUCGUAGGGAUUGAACCUUUGCUUCUCAUAUAACAAUGUGGGCCUUUCUACCAACCUAGCUACGAAGCCACACGUUGAGAGCAAGGCAAAUUUCUGUCCUGUCACGAGGGUAAGACAAAGAAAAAAAAGCCGAGUAUCCAUGGGGAAUCGAACCUCAAACCUAUGCUCUACCGCUGAGAUAAUGGAAACUCUAUGGCGUAAGCCAGGCCAGUGCUAGUUUCCUGUAUACUGUUAAGAUGAGCAAUGUCGAAAGCGUUGUUUAGGUAGGUAGAAUAAGAGAGAGGGUAGAUUUUGAUCUUAGGAAUGAAAUCAAGAUAGUUUUUUUUAGCCUUGUCACGAGCUUGAGUGUUUUUUUGCAGCAAAUACAAGGUCCUCUCAACUCAACAAGCUUCUGCCGUUACAUUGUGCGUGAAAAGCACGUUAAGACUGUGGAAUGUAACGAAACACACCUUUUGCGACCAUUCAGCUACAAUGCGGCUGGAGUGACAACUAAUGUCACGUAAGUGUUCCAUUGGAAACAUAGUGCGUUACCUAUAUCAUUUUGACUCGUGUAUUCUUUUGAUGUCACAUAGUAUAUAAAGAACAAUUGCUCGCCGGCACUUUAAAAGGCGGGGAAGUUAGACUUUUCUUUUUCGCAAUUUCUUACAGGGUGAAUUUGACCCUUGAAUCGGUACGCAUGACGUUCUUCUUCGCGGACGAAAUGAAAUUUCCAGGUAAUGUUCUCUUUUUAAAUUCUACACACUCAAAUUUGGAAUGCUAACACUAUUUCUGAACUCUUUACAAAGCAAAAUAGAUUUCGUUAAUCAGAGUUGCUUAAUUGUAAGAGAAGGGGGCCUAUCAAAUACUGUCUGAUGUACUGAAAACUGUAUGCAUUACGUCCAUGCGUUUCCCUGGGAUUUUUAAAAUGCUUCCUAAGCCAAACUAGUAUCUACUAUUGUAGAGAUUUUGACAUGGUAGGAGGAGUGCGAAGCUGGGUUUAUUGGGAAUGAGCGAUAGCUUGUUAAGGAAGGAAGCAAUGUAGGAAACCCAAUCCGCAAUCCUCUCUUGAGAAUACGGAUAAUUUCUAGGUUGAAGUUAAACCAGCUGCGAAUAGAGGUAUCUGCGUAGACUAGUAGGAAUGCCAUUUUUCUGUUGCCUCCACUAAGUUAAGGAAUUCGCCUCCUUCUCAUCUACGUCAUUUUAAAUUCUCAGCAUCUUUUUCCAUUCAUGACUUCACCAUUAUAUGGAAUAUUUCAUCGUUCAUGCGUCGCACUGUUGCCUUGUAAUUUAUGAGACUGUUGUUAGUACCAUAUCAGUGUUGCGGUUUCUAGUUGUCUACAUACGAAAGCUUAGCUUUCCCUUAAGACUCUGUAAGAGCAUUUAGGCUUUGUAAAAUUUAUUAUCGACAUUAUUAUCAAUAGUAUUGAAUGUUAUCGUUUUCUAUUUUUGCAGUAGAAGAAGCGGUUGUGUAUUUGAAAUUGAAUUUAUAAUUUUCACUCUUUGAACAGAGAUGAGAAAAUCAGGCAUGUUUUACGAGCAAUCUUUGCCGAAAGCUGAGGCAGAGCCAGUUUAUGAGACAUCCUCUAAGAGCACAGAGGACGUUUUAGAGGGAUUGAUCAAGAUCCUUCCUAUCAACGAAACCAAACCGAGCACGGUGACUAAAUUCACCCGUUUGGUCUUCUCAAUCCGGAAACUCGACGUAAACGCUCUGAAGAAUGUCUGGACUCGAUUUUACAACUGCGAUGAACAACAAGAAGGCGAGUUCACGAAGAAACAGUGCAAGAAAUCACAGUGAGUCUUUGUUUUAACAUUAGUAUGCAUAUUCUCCAUACUGUUCUCUAUACAUUUUCUGUGUUGGUUGACAAGGAGAAUUUUUUUAACAAUCAAGAGCUUCUUGGUCACUUUCCUUAUUCUCCUGACCUUAAUUUGUGAUACAGGGAUGAUGUGGUAAGAAGAAAUUACAUGCUGGUCACUCUUAGGGGUCAAAGGGCUAACUAAGGCAACUCAGGGGGAAGUACAAUUCUACAUGACGUAAAGAAUUCUAUUCUAUCCAAACAUACUCCCGCUGGGUUAAAUAUUUUCUGCAUAUUAACAAAUGUUGCUUGGAUUGAUGGUUCUUCGAAUCUUGAUUUGAAGUCUCCGUUUCCCUCAUUCCCUUUCCAAACAGAGGCGAACUACGAGUACAAUUUGGGAAGUAAAAUAGUCUCCUUCGUAAUCGCCCUAUAGAAAGUCAGCGAUGCUCCGAUGCUCACCCCCUCCCCCUUCCCUUAGGCUUUGGUAGGGGGAGAAGGGUUACAUCAGAAAGAACAACUAAUAAGGCGAUGGCGAAGGUUUAUGGUACAUUUGUGAUAUUACUCUUAAGGUUUUCAUAAGGCCAGAAUCAAUAGGAUCGCAACUGCUAAUCAAAACAAAACAGAAAUACCACAAGUGCCAGCAGAACCUCAAAGGAAAAAACAAGCAGACCUCUUGAAGCGCGGGAAAACGUUACAGGUCGCGAUCAGCUUUCAGUACAAAUCUAAAUGCAAAGCAAGACAAAACAAAGCUAACUCCGGAUCCAUUUCAACAAUCAGUCGACAUUAAUUACUUUUUCCUUCUUUGUUUUUUCAGGGCGUAUUUGCUUGACGCUUUCACCCAGUGCGGUACCACCCCGUGCUUGAGAUACAUAAUUGAGGCCAUCCGCGACUACAAUCAAGUUAAACCUGAACAUAUGGCUUACCUAUUGAAUGGAAUCAGUGCCGUGCGAAAUCCAGCUCCAAAUCUCUUCGACGAAAUGAUCGUAAGCGAUUUUUCAUUUUUCUUAUAUUUGAAUCGAGAAGAUUUCUUUAUAGCCCCUUGGAGCUCCUCAACUGCUCUCACGUUAAAAAAUUUAGUUUUCACGUGAUUUUGUUUAUACAUCCUUUCCCUUGAAAGGUUUAAUUUGCCCACUUUUGUAAGCCUUUAGGAAAGUACCAUAUACUUUUUUUGUUACCUUUGCAGGAUUUUCUAAGACGGAGGAGUGAUUUACCCACAACCACACUACUUUCCCUUGGAACCAUGAUCCGGAAGUACUGUCAACGUACACCAGAAGAUUGCUUGAGAGAAUCUGUAAGUUUUGUUUACAAGCAUCACAAAGCUUUUAACAUAAUGACCUCAUCUAUGCAUGCCAAUAAAAAUCCACAUCGAAUUUCUGCAGUUUUUCCGCUCUUUUCUUUUUUUAACAAUUUUUGUUUGUUCUUGUUUGUAUUCAGGACUCUGCUGUGAUGCGUGCGGUCUCCUUCUUAGAGGAGCAACUUCCAAAGAACUGUGAGGCCACCUCAUAUGACAUUGAUGACGUCAUUAUCACCCUAAAAGCUAUUGGCAACGCAGGACUUAUGCACUCCAAAGCAAAAGAGCUUGUGAAAUGCUCACAAGGAGCCAACUUCCUCAAUAUCUCUGUAGUUGCAAUAGAGACCAUUCGAAGCAUGCCUUUCUGCCCGGAUACGUGGAAUGCUCUGGGAAGUGAGGUGUUUGGUGACUAUGGCAACGACCCCGAGGUGCGUCUGCAGGCUUACCUUGCCCUAAUGAAGUAUCCCGAUGAAAAAACGAUCAGAUACGUGGCACAAGUACUGGAUGGUGAAGUCAAUACCCAGGUUGGCGCCUUCGUCAGCAGCCAUCUCAAACAGAUGAAUGACUCUGUUGAGCCCACUUAUGGCAAGAGGUAAGUUUUUGUAGUUCAACACCCCCUUGAUACCCUUUCACACAAAGCUGAUGUUGCGUUUCUCUAAGAGGUGCAAAAGUUUGGGAAGGAUAAAUAAAUCCUUAUUUUGUGCGUAUAGAGAAGGGGACAUCACACAGUUGCAGUUGUUGUCGCCCCUACGUGCCCCUUAAUUUCGAAAUGAUGGAUGACUCUUUUUAACAAUACUCUAAUAGAUUGAGUGAACUAAUCAAGAAAGCUCUGAAACAGCGGACAACCCCUCUGCGUGAUUUCAACACCACCUACAAGUCGCAGUUCUUACAGAAAAGUUAUUUGAAUGGUGAGUGUCCGCUAUACAUACACGAAAUCUCUGACCUUUCUUCUUAUUGCUCCUGUUGUCUGUUCUGUCUGCAACUAAACUCUAUCUUACAAUUUGAUUUGUUUCUUUUUCCUUCUAGAGGAAAAUAAUCUGGGCUUCAGCACAGAAAGUCAUGUGAUCUAUCACCCGGAGAGCCUUGUCCCGAGAAGCGCAGAACUCAAUGUGACCCUUGACCUAUGGGGCGGGGCUAUCCCGGUGGUCGAGACAAGCACAAGGCUUGAGGGCCUGGAGAUCAUUUGGGAGAAGCUUUUUGGACACAAAGGGUACUUCCCUGACAGUCAUAUCUCGGGGCUCAUGAAAACACCAGAGAAGAGCGAAAACGAGGCCAGAGAAAUUCAGAAGAGGAGUGCAGACAACGUAAUUGACUUGGAAACUCUUGAUAGGAAGGUGAGAACAGCUUCCGUGGGGCACAAUGAAUUGAGAGGCAUCCCAUCUCGGGAAGGCCAAGCUAAAGUACAGGCUACCCAUCUUUUUGUUUUCCCAUGGCGAAAGGUUUAAGGCAUCUUAAAUAAAGAAACAGUAAUACCUCUCUCUUUGACUUAAUUUGAUCAGGAAUUACUUUUAUUCAUCCAUUCUUCUUUGCUUUUUAUUUUAAUUCAUUCUUGUUUCUCUGUAUCAAAUCAUUUCGUAUAAGUGUCAAAAGCAAUGUGCUAGGUGUUAAAUUUCGUUAAGAGAAAAAAUAAUGUUUGGAUACGGGUACUAGAGUACAAUAAAUGUUGAAAGACUAAAUUUACUUAUGUUAUUUUUAACGCAGGUUAACCUUCGCAAGAUGACGCCCAGUGGUCUUCUUUCUCUGAAGUUAUUUGGCAAUGAACUUGACUUGUUCAGAUUGAAGGAUCUGGAAUGGUUGGAGGAUGAUGAUAUUCCCAUCGCUGAUCUGAUCGAACUGUUGCGAGCUCUUUCAAAAGGAGUUGACAAGACUUUCACCAAAAGUUUUCUGUUCUUGGAAGAGACUCAUAUCAUUCCGACAUGCCUUGGAAUACCGCUGAACCUAAGUAUCAAUGGUACAUCUGUCACCAGUGUGCACGUACAAGGAAAGGCUGACCUAUUGAGCCUUUUCUGGGGUAACAAGAAGGCUGUUGUCAAAGGAACUGUAAAGCCAAGGUAACGAAAAGAAGUAUUCAUCAACUUUUAGGAGGUAUCAUCCUAAAUUUUAGUUCAAGUGACUAUAAAUCUACUUAUAAUAUUGAUUAAGCGAGGUCUUUGAAAAAGGGAUAAUCCUAAGGUCCAAAAUAUACUAACAGCAGACAAAUGAUACAAGAGUUAUACGCAUUUUUAGGCUAACGUUUGCUAUUUUGGUAUAAACCUAAACUGGAAUUUCAUCGAUCAUAAAUUUGUUUGUUAUUUAAAUUAAUUCAUUUCGUUCUUCUAUCAUUCCAUAGUGCUGCCAUCGUGAUCUCUGGAAAGGUUACAUUGGAUGCCUUCCACCUAUCAACAGGCGUUCUUCUGAAUGGUUCAAUUUCCACUUCCACCGAAUUACAAGGAAAUUUAACCUACAGUCAGGAGCAAGGAUUAAAGUCACAUGUCAAUGUCACCGACAAGCCACAGGAGAUUUUGAACAUUACGUAAGAACAAUAGCCGUCCUUUUUGUUUUGUUAUCACGUACUUUCCGUCGUAGCGUCUGUUUAAAGUACCGAUUGUAAGGUCUAUGACGCAACUUCACUAUAUAGAACAGAAUCGUCACAUAAUGUUGCGUUAACCCCGAUUCGAGCUCCAUUUUGAAGGCUCAAAAUUAUAAAUUUAUGGUUGUUGACACAAAGCUCCUCGAAUGCUUUCCACGGCGUCAUUUGACCCCAUUGAAAUUUAUUUAUUUUUUCAGUAUUUUUGUCAGUUGUAGUUAUCCUGAAAAUUCAUCUUCACUUUUCAGUUGAUCUUAAUUUUCAUCCCGUGUAACCUAGGGGAUAGUUGCAUUUAUAGAAUUUUUCAUUGUGUUUAAGUUGAUUCAUCAUCCAUCGUCUUUCCUCUUUAGAACUUCUCUUUUCCAUCAUUUCAACAACGAAGAGAUCCCGAUCCGUGGAGUGGACCAUCGCAACACGGUAUGAAUUUCCGCUUAUAACUAUUCAUGCAGCGGGUUAGGAGAACCUAGUUUCAUUUGCUUUUGAUUUUUUCGUCUUAUCCCGGAUAAAUAAAAAUUCGAACGAUGGGUAACUGCCAUACCUUAAGUUACUAUUUUGAGGAAGUUAUCGAUUUUUCAUUUCAGACUGGUAUCUGCACCACCGACAUUUUCAACAGUACUAAGAUACUCGGCCUCAAUUUGUGUUCCAACAUCUCCAUACCAGUGGCCUGGUACAAUAAAACUGCUCCAUUCUUCCCUCUUACUGGUCCUUCCAACUUCUCCGUCUACUUAAACAGAACCGAUCCAUUACUGAAAAACUUAAAAAUGGAGGUCAACUUCACGAAGCCAGACAAACACACGAACAAGACGGCCAUUUCCGUUUCUACUCCUGGAGCAAGCUACGAAAGGAGGUUCUUCUGCAAUAUCACCUCUAACAAAACUGAAGAGAUGUAUCGCUGGAAUAUAAGCGUUGGUGCCGACCACGAGAACGCCACCACGAUUGAUUAUGUCUUCGUUCCCAUCUCCAAAGCCGUUAAUAUCACUCUCAAUGUGACAAGGAAUCUCACAGCUUUCUACUUCCACCGCACCUGCCACAAGACACACAAAAUCAAGUAUGGGUUGGCAAUGAAUGCCACUCUCUUCAACAAGUCCUUUCACCACAGUUUCUUUAUGAUGAAUGACACGCACAAGUGGCACUUGGAAACAAACACCACUGUUAAAAACACCACAGAGAGCAUUCCUAUCUCCGUUCUUUACCUCAACACUUCCAUCAAUCUCAACGGAAACACGACAGGUAACAUGACGCUGAACAUUACUCACCGCCCGCUCAACCUGACUUUGCACUUGCGCGGCCAACAUAACAUGACUACUCGUACCUCGAAUGUGACUUGGAAUGUUAGCUGCCCAACGUGGAGCACACCGAUACUGAACAAUAACAUCACAAUAAACGUUAGUUACGUCAAUACUACAAGCUUCUACAAGACCCAUGUGAACGUAUUCAACAACGGGACCCAGGUGCUGUCCUGUUAUAAGGCAUAUCGUAACUCUACGGAGAAAAACAUCACUGUCUUCUUCUGCAACGCCACAGCCUUCAACAGGACCUCCUCGCUGAACAUGACUGUGACGAACGCAACCGACAGUAUCAAGAUUUGUCAUUUGAAUAUCACUCACCAGAAUAGAUCACUCGCAUUAAACACCACCUGGAUGUACAACCACGAGGUUAGAAAUGUCAGCCUAAACAUCACCUAUUUAAACCAUUCAGUUGUGCUGUCAGGCUCUUUGAAGAACUACACCUUGGAGAAGGGAUUCUGCUUCAACAGCGCCUAUUUCAACGGAACUCACCAUAACUUCACUCUAUUGUCAACGUGCUUAAGCUAUUUUAAUGCUACUGAAAGGAAAUCCUUGAUCUUGAACAUUACCAGCCUCAACUCAACUGCCACUAUGAACACAACCUGGUUCGCCAAACCGACAGCGAGAGGAAUCUUGGUUAACUGCACCUACCAGAACAGGACAAUUUUCAACAUGACAGCAACUUACUCAAACACCACUACUACUAGGAAUCUCCAUUUCAACCUGUCCAUGGGUAACUGGAGUGCAGAGUUAAAUCAUACUUACUUCUCCACUGAAAUGUUGCCGGAGGUUGAUCAAAUUCGCAGCAUUAAUAUCACGCACAGGAUCAGGAACGGUACAUCUUCCUGGAUGAAUGCCUCAUACGUUUUCACUUUCUUCAAUACUACCGCGAAAAAGGACCUCAUUGUCAACCUCACCUUCACUAACCGUACCUAUGGAGCACAAGUUAACAUGGUUAAUAAGACCACGACUGAGAUGGUUCAUCACAUCCUUAGAAUUACUGGUUACACUCCAAACAGGACAGUCAGCUGGAUGGGUGUCUUGACCAAUUCCUCCAAGGUGUUCAACUUGACAUCCGUUUUGCAGUACCAACCAAAGAAAAUUCUCAACCAAACAUUUGUUUGGAACAAAGAAAUCAGUCAGGUUAAUGUCUCCAUCGAUUUCUUGCCAAACGUUUCUUUCAGUCUAAACUGCUCUGGAGCCUUCAAUACCAGCAUCAGAGCAAACGCAAACGCCACGGUUUACAACAACACCCUUCUGUGGAAUGGAUUUGUGAGCAACAUGAGCGUGGUGUCUAACUUAACCUUAUGGAACCGUACAAUCGAAUUUGUGACCAAGACAUGUAAUAAGUCCCACAGUGCCUUCUUUAAUCUGAGCACAUGGCAUCACUUCAAUAAAACGGCAUUUAAUGGCUCCAUUACCUGGUCCAUCAACGCCACAGAGAGAGUCUCCUAUUUCAAUAUCACCUCAAGGAACGUUACUUGGUUCCUCAAGAUGUUCUCACUCAACGACACGCACUUCAACAACACCAUUUACAGAAUUAACGGCAGUGAAAUGUAUGUAGAGUGGAGCAGAGAGGUUAGAGGUGACAACACCGUAUACGACGUAUUGAACAUGACAUCUGUCAGAUACGAAUGGAGCGCCUUGAAUAAUCUCACUUUCCACAUACCAACCAAGCUGGCGAACAUUACUCUAAACGCAACGUUGGCUGGAGUAAACAUGACCAAGUUCCGAACACACUUCAAAUACGUUUUGAAGAACAUCACUCAGGAGAUGCUGCUGUGGAAUUAUACCAAAGAAAAUAUUGCCCAGAAUCUCUUUAAUCUCACCAUACAUCUACUUAAUACCACCUCCCACGGCAUCCCUAACGUCACCGUAAAUUACCAAAGGUACUUCCAAGGCGACACAUUUAACUAUUCACUCUUCUACAACAACCUGGCAAAUACUAUUCUGAAGAUCAAAGAAAGCAAUGUUACGCUGGAAAAUAUUACGGAAGAGCUGAUCGUGAUUCUCCAGAACUUCACCGAUCAUGUUAAUACCACUGCUUUUCUGGGAAACAUCUCGAACAUCAUUGGGAACACGACAUGGUACAAUCAAACAUGUGAAACAUUUAUUUUCAAUUUGACUAAGUGGGGAAGAAACGCUUCGAAAAAUUUUACUAUGUUGUUGAAUAGAACAGUCAGCGAGAUUGGAAACUGGACAAUUAAUAACAAGACAGUAAAUUACUACCUAAAAACUUACCUACCUGGUGUCCAAAAUCUUACGAUAGAAAUACUCAAUGAAACUGUCAACUUCACUCAAGCUAUGGUCAACGUGAGCUUGGUGUUUAGAAAUUUCACCCACAAUGUUACUGAGUAUAUCCUGAAUGUCACGCACCCUGUGUUAUACAGCAUCUCCAGGCAAAUACUCGUCAACAUAACAGGAUAUAUCAACAAUUCUUCAUUCCUUGGAGGAGUCGCGUACCCAGUCUGGCAGAACUUUACCGAAGUGGCUGACAUCAGUGUUUUCAAUUUAACCUACGAACUCUUCCACAACUGGACCAUCUGCGAUUCAUCCUUCGAAUGGUUCCUAUCAUCGCUUCACUAUCCAAUGAACAUCACCCUGUCCUUCCAUAAUAUCACUUCUGACGCCACCUUGUACCAAGCCAUCGAAGGCCUGUUAAAUAAAACUCUUGAGAUAUACAACGCAACGGUCCGAUCCCCGGCUUGCCGAAUGAACCGUAGCCACGAGUGGCUGGUGAACGUCACAGACCUUGCUGUUAUUUUAGUUAAUGACACCGUUAAUGUCCUGAACGUGACAAGCUUAAAGACCACUCAAGAAAUCAUCGAGCUCUACAUCAAUCGCACUCACAAUAUGACAUCCCAACUUUGGAAUAUGACAGUCCAGAUCCUCACUGCAACCAAUUUCAGCGAACCUCCACAGAAAUCAUGGGAAAUGUUGAAUUUCACGGCUCACUAUCACAACUGGACCCACAGGUAUUAAAAUAAUGAUAGUGGAAAUAGAUACUGUACGAAGAAAAACUUUCUAGAUGGACCACUAUUAAGAGUAAGUUGCAUUGUACAGAACAUGAUUCUCAUGCAAUCUUUUAUAGGUUAGACGAAGAGGACUUAAAAUCGUAGAGCAUACUGUUGAGUUGAAUGUAAGAUCAAUCUUGAUUGCCAUCUUCCUUUGACAGUAUGCCUUGGACCCGUCCAGUUCUGAAGAAGUGGAACUCAACUAUGUUGGAAGUGAUAACUGUUAUGCGAAACCACAGUUGGCAAAAUUACACCCGAUACUACUUCCCACGAGUGGUUCGAUACACAGCUGAGCCAAUAGAGAGUGACAUUUAUGUCACAGCGUGGUUCCUUCGAAAUUUCCCAUCUAACACCACUCUGAAUCAGAAGCAGAUGAACAGUUCCUUCACUUACCCCAUGUACAUGCGGAUAAACUACACUCAGUUCCUCCAUCUUUGGGCUGAAGGUUACAUUAACAUGACCGCCUGCUCUCUAAAUGCCACCCGAAACGCGACAGAAUUCAUCUUGAACGGCACCUACAACUUCACAGUGUUGGCCGUUAACAUUACCACAAAUUGGACGCAGACCUUUUACAACUUCACCUUCACUCUGGUUAACUCUACGGCCAGCUUUGUUAAUGGCUCGCUGGUCAAUGAGACGAUUUUUCACAAUGCACAUCUCCCAAAAUACUUCUACUUCAAUCUGAUGAACUUCACCAUGAAUAUCACGGAUCACGCCUUCAACUACUCCAUGUGCAUGCUGGACCAGGCUUUGCGUGAGUACGUGAAUAAGACCCUCUCACCUGUAAUUACGACAUGGAGGACACUGAAGGCCCUUAAUGAGCUGAAACCAGAGGAUAUCGUUGAGAUGCUUCAACCGAAAAGUAAGUCCUAUGGCGUGGCGUUGGAUUCCCGCCGUCUCUUAUCUAGGGGUCAUAAACAAGAACCCUGCCUUUACAAUCGUUGUGACACAAAAUAAACGUCACCUUUUUUCAAGAAAACAUUUGCUAGACACAGCCUCCUUUGACCAGUAACUGUGUCAAUUGUUCAAAAUUCUCUAUGACUGAUUUUCUGGUCUUCAAUUUGCAAUGAUGUUUUGAAUACUUUUGUUCAGGCGCGAAUAAGAAAAUUAGUUGCAGCUCUUGAUAACCCUUUGACCAAACCUGCUCUUUAUUAACUUGCGCAUUUUUCACGUAUCUCCUAACUAGACCAAACUGGUAUGAUCUUCGGAAAGAAUAUCUACACUUUUGACAAGCGUUACUUCCGCUUCCCUUGGAUUAAGGGAUCUAACUGUCAGUAUUUGGUGAGCCGUGACUUCAAGGACGGAAACUUCACCAUACUUUCUUCGCCUGAGGUUAUCGUCAUCAUCACACAGGAUGCUUUAGUGAAUAUUCACCGCAAUGGUGAGGUCAUUUCCCAAGGAAUCACCGGAGAGGAAAAAACAAACGGUUUGACGCGCGAUUUCUUUAAGGAGCUUCCUGUGAAAUUCGAGAACACAACUAUUGUACGAGAUGGUCCAUUCAUCAAUUUGACCAAUGACUUUGGCUUCUCUGUCGAGUGUGAUAUGAAGCACUUCGUGUGCAGUUACGAAGUGUCUGGAUUCUAUCAUAACAGAACGGCUGGUAUGUAAUGAGACUUUUAAAUACUUUAAUCAGUAGAGUUAGUUUUUUCGAUAGGGCAAGCCGAUAAACGCAUAACGCGAAAUCGACUUACGUGGUUCGAUUUGGCACCAUGACGAGAUGGAAAUAAAAUUUUGAUAAAUCUUGACAGCACCAUUCCUCAGAACUACAUCUAAUUUUCUGCCGAACAGUUAGGCUUCAAUAUUACCUGCAACCUUCAAAUGUAUGUCAACAUUGAUUUACUUUGUAAAACGACAGAUACAUAGAAACAUUCUAUUGAAGUAGAUCAGAAUCGUGAAAAAGGAACCUAGGUCGCAAUGCAUUACUGACGUGUUCAUGUCUUUGCCGGAUUGUUUUUCCUCUUGUCUAAGUUUAAUGUGGCUCGUGGAUAUAUGAAGGACUGGUAACGAAACUAGAUAAAGAAGUAGAGCUUUUCUUCAGAAAUGAAUGAGUAAUUUUCCUUUGAACUCAGGUAUCCUUGGUACAAAUAAUGGUGAACCUAGUGAUGACUGGAUAUCUCCAAAUGGCAAGAAUCGAACUCAAGUUUCCGACUUCGUCAGCUCGUGGCAUGUGGCCGGUGACUGCAAUGUGAAACCUGGUAUCGAAGUAAAACAAAUACCUUGCAAUAGAGACGAGUCAGCGAUAAAACGCUGCAGUAAGCUCUUCCUAAACAAGUCCUCGCCGCUUAGCAAAUGCUUUUCAGAGGUAUAUCACUAGUUUCGCUAGAAGUUGUUAAGUGGAAAGUGAACUUGGUUUACACUCCAGAACCUUUUCAAAUGCAUCUCUUCAACGGUUUUUUUUAGGAUACACAACAACGGCAAUAAGCAUUCUUAUUCAGAUUCGUGAAAAUGUUAAGAAUGCUUUGAAAACUGGACAUUCUUUAACCUUAUCAUAAAAUUCCGCAUGGAUACUUAGAUUAUAUUAACUACUUUAAAUAAGAGCCAACAAAGUGCUUACUAUUGCAAAAAGCUGUGGCGCUCUUAUAGCGGAAUUAUCUAGACAUUAUCUAGAGUUUUCAUCGGGGACUUCAUGAUGACUACAUGAAGUCUCCGAGGACUUCAUGAUGAUGUUCAAACUUAGGGCAUGUACGCUAUGAGGGGUUCAAUUCUGCCCGUUGACGUAAAUUUCAAAGGGAAUCGUGAGAAACAACCGCUGUCUUGCAAACCAAGGUGAAAAGAAGGUUAAAACGUCGGAUUCGAAUCAUCGCUGGUAUCUUAAUUCUUACGUUUCAUUAUUUGCAUUCUGUACCUUAACUUGGCAACAUUUCUGAGCUUCCCUGUUCUCCAAUUUCAGGUUAAUCCAGUCGACUUUGCAGCUGCAUGCAAAGCAGAAUACAAGGAUUGUGACGUCUCUGCACCGGUGAGAACCCUGCAUUGCAAUGUGACGGCAGCUUACAUCCGACAAUGUAAACGACAUGGAAUUGAGGUUUCUCUGCCUGACGAAUGCAGUAAGUUCGAUAUUCUUCAUUUUUGUGACAAAUUGAAUAGUUUUUUCACCGUAGGGACGAAAGAAAAGAUUGUCCUUAAUCCGCAGAAAACAAACCGCCUCGCCCCUUCUUUCUUCUUCAACCCACCAAGUCAGUAGAGCAUUCGGUGCAAUAUUUCAUCCUUAUCUCUCAAUUUUCGAAUGAUUUUUUUUAAUUUAUAAGCUCUUCUACAAAACAAACAUGUGAAUAUAAGAUCCGCCAGAGUUAGGUUACGUCUAUCGAACCUUGCGCAUUAUUUGGUAUUUACACAGAUAUAAACAUAUACACGUCAACUGAAAAUUUCUUCUUUCGAAACGGACUGCACCUAAAAUUACAAUCCACUAGCCAGAAGUGAUAAGGAACUAAAUUUUUUGACUUAUUAUUAUUAGUAGUAUUAUCCUCGCAGUUUUGUGUAUAGCAUUGAAAUAUUGCAAAAGGGAUAAUGGUAUAUUUCAGCAUUUUUUCAUGUCUUUCUUUUAACGUCUGUGGUUCUUUUUCCUAUCAAUUCCAAGAAUUUUCAGUCUCUUUUCAAUCUUUUUAUAUCGUUUGAGUGCCCUGAUUUUCACUCUAUAGCGAAACCACCUUUACCACAGUAAAUCAAAAAAAAUUAUUCAGUGAUAGUGAUAUUAUAGUGAAUGAAGGGUUAAAUCAAGUUGUUGAUGAAUUACUGCUGAGGAGGUUUGACGGCUAAAGCAAGCAACCACGGGGAAUAAUUUGGUUUGAAUUCAUUGCUCGGCCCGGCAUUCAAAUUGUCAAUGUCAGUGACCUCGGAAACAGCAGUCCCACUUUAAUCUUGUUGAGAGAGUAUUUUGGUCACCUCGUUCCUUUUGUCCACAGCAUCUUGUGAAGUUGGAAGCAACAUGCAUGAGAAGAACUCGACAUGGAAAGAGAAACCCUCGAGUAAAGUGGACAUUGUUUUCGUGUGCAGCGAGGGUGAAGAUAUGGAGCCUGUGGCCGCUCUAUUACCUUCAUUUACACAGCAGAUCGACCAAUAUAUGAAGAAAGAGGGGAUGUCACCGCAGUUUGGUCUUGUGGGGUUCAGCGGUAAAGUGCCAGUGCACAGGCCCGGUCAUGAGCAUACUAUUAAGGGUCAGCUCUUUAAUAGCGCCAAGUACUUCACAACUGACGUCAUCAGGAACAUGAGAUUCGUCCCAAGGUUAGAUUUGAAUCCUUGCAAACCGUACUUGGUGAAGGGCAAAUGAGCUUAGUGUAGAACCUAGCUAGACAGGCUUUCCGUGGCUUUUAAGAGACCUAAAAAAUACUUUGGUGGGAAAACAGACACUUGGAGACACUUUGCCAUUGAAACACGGAUUGAACGGCUGCUUAUCCCAUGAAAAAUGCAAGUGGUGCAGUUCGGUAAAUGGAUGCCCACCAUAACACAGGGUCUGAAAAUCGUGCAUUCAAACCUUUCAUAAAACUAUAACAUCUUAGGCGGGUAGAAAAAAUGACUUGAAAGGCUUGAAGGAUAAAAACAAACAGAUACAGAUAAAAAUAGCGCACAUGUCUUAAGAGAUUUGUAUCGUUCAAUUUUCAGGAGCAAUAGGGAAUUCCCAGAAAGCGAUGGCUAUCUUGGCUUGAUGAAGGCUGCCGAAUAUCCAUUCCGACCUGCUGCCUCCAAGCUCAUUGUCCUCGUCACGAACAGCAUCCGAGUCAAUCAUAGCAACAUUUCCAGUGAAACAGUCGUCAAGGCUCUGAAGGAUAUCGGUGCAAGACUUGUCUUGAUUGGGAAGUUUCCGUAAGUAACUUGUGGAUAUUUUUAUAUGUAACAGAAUUUUGGCUUUGUGGCCGAUGAAGUCGCCCGGAACGUUUAAAAGCGCGAUGCUGUCGAUAACCAACUGCACAAAACCUUGAUAAGUUUGCCAAUUGAAUGGGGUGGUGAUAGAUUAACCUCUUUUUGUCGUUAGGGUCUGCUAGUUGCGUAAAGUUAAUAGAUCAAGUGCAAGGAGAAUUUAACAUGAUCACUCUGUCCAAUUUUAAUGUUGAUAGGUUGGCGUGCCGAUCAAACGCUCAGUGAAACAAGUUUCACUUGUUCGUCACCUAUGUAUCCGAAGUUUCACCUUAUUGCAAUUGACGUUCUCAUAUUCUGCCACAUUCUCUUGGAGUGGUCAACGGAACCCAAUCGCUUCACAGAUAGAAAAAAAUUUCGGGGAUUUAACCCUUAUUUGCCUUAUUUGGUGACUUUACUAGUUACUUAUUCUUUAUUUAUUUCUUUUAAUUGCUUCUGUCAUUUAGGCUUAAGAGGGCCAUUGCAAUAGACACUUUCAAUAAUGCCUACACGAAGAAAGGAAUUUCGAAAGCCGAAACGAAGUCACUUAUAAAAAUCUACCGACCACCUCAAAAUGACGAAUACUUCCAGGUUGUUACUGAAACACAAGGUGUAGGUAUCAACCUGAAGCCCGCUUUCGAGGGACCAAAAGCUAAGCCAUACUCCUGGCAAAUGCAGAUGAUUUUGGAGAGCAUUUUUAAACAAUUGAAGCAUGACACUGCACAGUGCAGAGAAUGUUCUUGUGUCCCUGAUAUGGUUGGAAAGGGAAAGACCGUCUGCAAGACAGUACCAUGCAAAGCUUAGAAAAAAGGUAAGACAUUUAAUGGUAUCAACUCAUAGUUCUAAGGUCAGUUGGCCCCGCAUUCCAAGUCAUAUCUACAGAUAAUGUUUAUGAAAGCGGGGCAGAGAGAAUAAAAAUAAACGUUACUCGUAGUUGACCAAAGUAGUACUUAGCCGAGAUCGAUAAAAGAGAAGGGAAGUGGGAGAGGUGAACUCGUUGUUUAAGCAAUUUUCGUGGAUGACCGUCGAAAAUUAAGAAGAGUGAAAAGGACAGGUUCAGAGUAAAAGGCGCCCUCUACUAAGCGUCGUACGCUCUUUAGCUAGUGUACCACUGACUAAACUACAAUAUUAAAAAAAAUGCCAGGGUACCAUCACAGUCUUACUUUCAGGAAACAAAUGGAAAUUAACGUUAGCUUCAUUCGUGUAACUGACUUAUUGGCUACCUUGGAAAUCAUAG
Molecule: messenger RNA, 22329 nt
Organism: Pocillopora meandrina
Lineage: Eukaryota; Metazoa; Cnidaria; Anthozoa; Scleractinia; Pocilloporidae
Source: the annotation of a GenBank genome assembly